ACGCUUUUUGACAUAUAUACGCCCAGUUACAUAUAUUUUUUAACGGUAAUUUUUGUUGUUUUGCAUUUAAAUAACCGUAUAGUUUGUUUGUGUGUUUUUUGUAAGUAUCCCUGACAACUCAAGUGUUCUGCAAAGACAUAUCCGUACCUUUAAAACAACAUCUUCCUCCAGUGACUGUCAUAACAAAAUUUAUCCUUGGUGUUUUCACAUCCGUUCCCCCACAGAUUUUAUUUCGUUUACUAAAAGCGCCAAGAAAGAAGAAAGGUUCGCCCUCGUUACUUGAUACGCUGUUUUUGCAGUAGACUUGUACCAAAAUUAUGAAAAAUAAUCCCAGCAGCAUAAAAGGACUCUGGCUGGCACUUGUCUUGCUUUGUUGGGGUAGUCUUUUCGUUUCAAGCGAAUUGACUUUUCUAAAUGGAAAACACCUGACCGUGGGGUCACAGAUUUCAGAUGUCCACGUCUUUUGGAUGAGAAACGUUUCUGGUCAUAAUGUCAAAAUUGGCGGUGUUGCUGGUGAGGCACUUGACGCACUAUCUCUGCGCUACAACUUCACAUACUCGAUUCUACAGGUGAAUGACAGUCGAUUAGAAAAGCAAAGUAAUAAUCUACCAGGACUUGCUCAUUACAUGGCAACGGGAAAAUGCGACCUGGUUAUUGGACCUAUAAUUAUGACUCCUAGUCGUUUAGCCAUCAUGGACUUGGCGGAAGGUUACAUGUAUACUUCCGUCGCUCUUCUUAUUCCCAUGCCGAAACCUACAGACAAUGCGAAGUCUUUAGUCAAGCCUUUUCAGUUAUCGAUCUGGAUCGGAUUAUUGAUUGCAAUGCCCAUAAUUGCUGUCGCCCUUUACUUUUUCAUUCGCCCAUUGCCGCUGCGUAUGUUGACUCCGGCUGCUGGUGAAAAUGUCUUGGUGGAUCCAUCGCAUGAUGGAUGGUUUCGUCGUUCAGUUAAUACUCUGCAGGUUUUAUUUGAGAUUUUCCGAAUUAUCAUGAACCAAGGAGGAAACAUUCCACUUAUGCGAAAUGCAGUUUAUUUCGUUUGGGGGUCAUGGUGUCUGGGGGCAAUGAUUCUCGGAUGUGCAUAUAACAGCCUGUUAACAUCUUAUAUCCUGGGAUCAAACGCCGAACAGCUUGUGAGUUCCCUCACUGACCUUGCGAGGAAAUCGAACGUUCAUCUAGUUGUCGACAAAGGAAGUGCGGUAGAAAGCGUCCUCUUGGCUGCAAAUGACGGACUCUUCAAACAGCUCGGCGACAAAUUGCGAACUCAACCGUUGUCUUAUUGUACCAAAAGGCAAGAUUGUAUUGAUCUUGUGAAAUCAGGAUCCUAUGCUUACCUACAGGGUUUGUUUAUAGUAGCCAACGCCGUCGAAGAAGAUUUCAGGGCUACGGGGAAAUGUAAUCUCGCUAUCGCUAAAGAAACUGAACCGAUCAGCGGUUCAGUAGGUUGGGCUCUACCAAAGAACAGUCCUUAUACUAAAAUCUUCUCCAAAGGAUUCAUGGAGUUACACCAAGCUGGGCUAAUCGAUUUUUGGACCCAAAGGGAACUUCAAAAGCGUAAACACAUCACCCACUGUGUAAACGAGGCCAAUAAAGUUCAGAUGCAAAAGGUAUCCGACAGUAAAACAAAAAUAACCUUGAAUAAUUUUUCGGGUGCGUUUUACAUAUUGCUCGUCGGUUACAUAAUUUCUUUCAUCUUCUUCGUUAGCGAAAAUGUUUAUUUAAGAAUCACCAAGCAUAAAAGAGGUCACCCUAGAAUUGCGCCAAAUAAAAUAGGGAGGGGGGUUGGUAAUCAAUCAAGUGCCAAUCAAGAGGCGGGAAACGUUCAUUAACCCGUGCCGAUAACAGACAGAUGGUCGGUCAUAGAAAUAGACUAAACGGUAUUAAAAAUUAAUUUGAUUGCUUUGUCAUUCAUGUUCAGAAACCUGAAAAUCAUGGCUGUCAUAUUAUUAAUAAAUUUCUAAAGAG
Daphnia pulex (common water flea) is the source of this 1962-nucleotide messenger RNA. RefSeq names its product probable glutamate receptor. NCBI's taxonomy places the organism in Eukaryota, Metazoa, Arthropoda, Branchiopoda, Diplostraca, Daphniidae. The transcript is spliced from 9 exons. The coding region runs from base 318 to 1826 and encodes 502 amino acids. Gene Ontology annotation, molecular function: glutamate-gated receptor activity. Gene Ontology annotation, cellular component: membrane. The record is from RefSeq and is a predicted model, not a curated record.